CGCUCAACGCUAACCAUGAAGUUCCUGCUCACUCUCGCCAUUCUCGCUGCCGCGAUCUUCGUGUGCUUCGGCUCCAGUGCCACCUGGGGACGUCGCAACAACAACGACUAUCUGCUCUCACGCCAGGUGGAGGUGCGCAAUCCCAUCAAGAACAACUACUGGAACGUCAACGUUGACUUCCCACGUGCGGGCACCGUCAACUACUACAACAUCUCCGCCAUCUACGUGUACGAUAACUUCAGGAACACCUCGGGCGCCACUCCCGCCCUGUGGUCCGGCGGUCCAGGCUAUCGUUUCGCUCAGAUCAACCUCCGCAGCCAGGUGAACCGUGGCCUCAACUCCACCAUCGAGAUCUAUGGACGCUAAUCCAAGGAUAUAAUAACUCCGAAUAAAUAUGAAUAGAAACCUAAAAUCAAA
This is a messenger RNA of Drosophila guanche, 417 nucleotides long. RefSeq names its product probable salivary secreted peptide. Bases 16 to 366 code for a protein of 116 amino acids. Lineage: Eukaryota; Metazoa; Arthropoda; Insecta; Diptera; Drosophilidae. The transcript is spliced from 3 exons. The record is from RefSeq and is a predicted model, not a curated record.